UUAUAAUUUACUAAUGUAAUGCUACAUCGGUGAGGGUUUUUAUACAUGCGCAACUUUUCAAUAAGCAGUAGUGUAGUACAACAUCAGCACUGCGAGGCAGCAAUGAAAAUAAUUUUCAUUUUUCUCAUAGUUGCCUUGUGUUUGGAUCAUGUCGAUCUUAAGGGAGAGAGAAAGGUAGACAACAAUGUGUCUAUUGGUCCCCCUGACCCCCAGGCCAUCUGGCCCGUCACUGACUACCUUCACAAUAACACCGGCUACUCAGUCCUCAAAAACAUAUACGGCGUCUAUUAUGAUGUGAUGUAUGCCACAUCUGGUCCUGAGGUUGGUUUGGGCAAAUUACAGUUCGAUGCUGUGAAAAACUCCUACAUGAAGUUUAUCAACGACGGUUCCUUAGAUGGAGAACAUGCAGUCACGUGGGCCUUCUACGUUUAUCCAAGUAUAAUACAAAAGGCUGUGUUGAUGCAGUAUGAAGGUAACGGGACCUAUCCCGGCAUGCAGCUGCUGCUGAACACGGAUGGCACAAUCGCACUUCGUAUUUACGAGUGUACUAUAGAGAAAUGUUCCAGAAAAACCUUCAAGACAGCAAACACAUUGGUUCUCCCAGGAGAAUGGACGCUACUGGCACUGACCUGGAACAUCCUUUGGCCUGCUCCUGAGCUUGAUAUUUUUGCAAACGGUAAGGUUGAUCAAUUCACAAUAACGGAUAAGACGUCAAUGGAGAACAUGCGGCUGUCCGGGGACGUCCUGUUCGGUGUGUCCUAUGACAACAAGGACUACUUUACCGGGGAUAUGUCCUGUUUCCAGUUCUACAAUACCUCUAUCAUAGGGAAGACCCAAGGAGGAAUUCCAGACUUGUGUGACCCUAAUACGUAUGCCUAUCCGGAGUAUGGGGACCCCAUCGGGAGCAUUGACUUUUAUAACAUGAUGUUGACACCAGGGUCUACCGUAGUAUCAACAGAAAUGGUAACGGAAAUGACGUCAAUGAAUGAUAUCGUGACAACGAAUGGUAUGACGACAGUCAACGAAAUGACGUCAUUUAUGGCUGCUAAUAUGACGACAUCGGCCCCGCAGGUGGAGACUACUGGUGUAGAGCCCACUAUAUCAACAUCUUUCCCCGGACCAGAUACAUCUGUUCCUGUGGAGGAGAGAGUUCAGGAUUGCUGCGCCAAGUUUGUUUUGAUCGGGAAACAACUUGCCGUCUCCGCCUCUACCGACACGACUUUAGCCGGAAGUUGGUCUGUGUGCACACGACAUUGUCUUGUCAACGUCACUUGUAAGGCCGUUUCCUUGGAUACUGUAAGCGGAAUGUGUUCCCUUGCAAAUGAUGUUCCAACCAUUUUCCAUCCAACAUCCUCUGCCUAUGAGAAAGUACUUGAUAAUAACUGCUAAGCAGAAAACAGAAGGAGGUGUUGGACACGAACGUUGUUUUUUCUUGUUUGUUUGCUGAACCAAUUAUUUUUACUUUAUGAAUGACAACCUUUGUUCUCCGUACAUGGUAAAAUUAAAACAAUAGUGCUUCAUAAAAUAAGGUCGGUAAAUCCGAACUCUCCCUCUCCACCCUUUCCCCCGAAAAUUUAAUUUCAUAAAUUCUGUCGUAAACUUACCUAUCAACUGCCUCGAAACCCCUUCCUUUUUGUAUAGAAAUUCAAUCCACUCAUAUAAUAUAUAUCAUAGUUUAAAAGUGUGUUUUUAAAAACAAUAUUUCCGUUUUCUUUCUCUAUAUUAAUUUUUAGCUACAUAAUUAUAUAAACAGAUGCCAUUAAAACACAUGUUGAAGUCAAACCUGUAACUUUUUUGAUAUAUUUACUUUUUCUACUGUCUUUGUCUGUGAUAACAUUACAAAUCAAAUAUGUAAGUAUAGUUCAAUGAAGUUCAUCAGUGACGCACAUGGCGUACUGUUGGAGUGCAGUCGAUAUAUCGGGGUUUAUAAUUUAUGAUUUGUAAUAAAAUGUUGUAAAUUUCACGUUUAUCCCAGGGGUUAAUUAGAUGAUGAAAAAAAUUAUGGGGUUUAUGAUUGUUUGCUUUUGUUUUGUUUUUCUUUCGUUUUUUCACAAAAAAUUUAAUUUUCAAAACUCCUUGUUUACAGUAAUUAGAUUAUCUCUUGAAGUAUGAUUGAGUGUUCUGUACAUGUGCGAUAAGGUUUCGGAAAAAUGAUUUUUAUCCCAGUGGUCAAUUUAUAUGUUAAAAAAUGACGGUUUUUGUUUGUUUGUGCUUUUUUAGCUUUUGCCAAAUAAACUCUUGGAAUAUGAU
This is a messenger RNA of Magallana angulata, 2250 nucleotides long. RefSeq lists its product as uncharacterized. Lineage: Eukaryota; Metazoa; Mollusca; Bivalvia; Ostreida; Ostreidae. The record is from RefSeq and is a predicted model, not a curated record. Bases 46 to 1389 code for a protein of 447 amino acids. The transcript has 4 exons.